AUGGCCGUCUAUGGUGGUGACACCCACUGGGAGAUCAUGAUGCAAGGCUUCCGUGCCCAACACGACCGCUGGUCGGGCAUCCAGCGCUAUACCAAGCGAGAGUUCGACAAGUGGUUCGCCGGGUACGACGCCAUCGUGGAAAUACCUUCGUAUUUUGACACUGCGUGCCUAGAAGCCUACUUGGAGGACCCCGAGGUGAAGUUCAUCCUCACAGAGCGCACUCCACAAAGCUGGGCGAGAUCGCUCAACGGCUUCGUCGGUAAGAUUGUGACCGGCGUAGAGUCACCACCGAUGAACAUCCUCCGACACUUCAACCGAACGCUGAACUAUUUUUGCCUGCUAAACAUUGACUGCUACGACUACUGGAGCGAUUGCACACGGCUCAAGGACGCCCGAAACCAGGAAUAUCUGAUGAGGAAUUACGAGCAUUAUAUCAGAAGCGUAAAGAGGUUGAUCCCCUCAGACAGGAUCCUCGUAGUGAAGAUCGAGGAUGGGUUGGGAUGGGAACAGAUCUGUCCGUUCCUGGGUAAGGAAGUACCCAAGGGAGUCGAGUAUCCGAGAGGAGUCGAGCACGAGGAUGUCAAGGACAGAGUGCUGCUGCCGUUGCUGAGAAACGCCGCGAUGAAGCUAGCGGUGACUGUGAUGGUGCCGAUUGCGCUUGGAGUAGGGGCGUGGUGGAAGUGGUCUGGGUCAAGUUGA
Molecule: messenger RNA, 699 nt
Organism: Cladophialophora psammophila CBS 110553
Lineage: Eukaryota; Fungi; Ascomycota; Eurotiomycetes; Chaetothyriales; Herpotrichiellaceae
Exons: 1
Coding region: 1-699 (232 amino acids)
Source: RefSeq, a predicted model, not a curated record